GAAGCUCCGAAAUUUAACUUCGACUCGGCUGAAUCUUUUUCCAGUUUCAUUAAUUCUACGAGGUCAAGAAUGUUUUACCUACAAGAACUAAUGUGAUUUUGGCACCGGACUUGCUUAUGUUCUUUGCAGAAAAAUGACGAAACCUUGCAUCGUCCCGAAGUGCAAAACGGGGUACAUUAGCAGCAAGAAAAAAUGUUCGGUAUUCAAAGUGCCAAGCUACGAACCUCUUCGAAAACAGUGGGAGAUAGCAAUACCUGGAAUACUAUUUCUAAAAUCUACCCAAUUUGUCUGUGAAAAGCAUUUUGAAGAUAAAUGUAUUAUAAGGAAAUAUAUUAAACACGAUGCAAAUGGCAGAGUCAUCGCUGAAAGUCCGUACCAGCGCCCUCGCCUUGCAGAUGGAGCUGUUCCUAGCAUUUUCAGCAAUUAUCCGCCAGAUACAGAUACUUCAGAAGCUCCAGUUAAAGGGAUGGAAUCCAAAUCAGAAUCUUCAGUGCCGGAAGUAAAGAACAUCGUUCAAGACAUGAAUGCCUGUGGUGCUAAACAACCUAUUUCAGAAACCAUUUAUGUAAAGCCUGUGUCUUUGAUGGUACAAUCUGAAGAUAAAGAAUCUUCAGUUCUCGAAGAUGCGGGAAAUACUCCUAUAAAGCAGACAUUUUCAAUUAAUGAAUCGACUUCUCUAUCUUUAAAUGCUGUUAGUACUGUAGGUUUUCACCACAAAGGAAAUCCUUCUUCAGUUGCUCUACCGAAAUCAUGGAGCAUUGUUGAACAUUCUGUAGGUAAUGAAAAGUGGUUUAUAUUUUCCCAUGUAAUUAUAUCCACUGUAAACAAUGAAGAUAUACAUGUGUUAAAGAAGUCUGUCACUGUCGAUGGUAGUGGACGUAUGCGUUAUUAUGUCUAUGGGAGAGAGGUUAAUAUCGAACAGACACAUCUUCCACGAGUUUUAAGUAAUGCAAAAUUACUCCCUGUUACUUUAUAUACGUUUGAAAAAACACGAAUAUGUGAAGGUCUGGGAAAUCUAAAUAUUUCCUUCAGCAUAGAUAAUCUCGCGUUCAGGGAUCACAUUGAUAAUUGGCAUCAUACCCAGUGCAGAUUGUUGGCCAAAAGAACAAAGUGUGAUAUGUGUAAAAGGCUGAAGAAAACUUUAUUGCAAAAGGAAGCUCGACUCGAAAAGCGUAAACAGUUUAGUCGAAUUUCUAGGGCUUCAAAUCCUGAAGACCAGAAGAAGUUAAACGAUAUGAGGAAAACACUUAAUCUGGUGCGUCGAACAAAAAAUCGCGCCAUAUUAAGGAUACGAAUGUUAACCAAUGUCUUGAAGGAAAGGCAAGAUGAGAUUGCUGCGAUUAAAGAUCAGUCUUUAGAAGAGAAAUGUCUUUUGUUAAAUAUUUCCGAAGUGCAGAAAACUGCAAUGAAAGAGAUUAUUGCAGCUGCAAAGAAAGACCCAAAGGGUAGACAUUAUUCUCAAGAUUGGAUAAAACAGUGUUCACUAAUGUAUACCCAAUCGCCGACCUAUUAUAACUUCUUACGGGAAAAUAAUGUCAUUCCACUACCAUGUUCGAGAACAAUUCGGUUGUACGCAGUCUAUCAAUCUAAAAUGCAGAGUCAGCAAUAAAUGACUGCUCAAAAAGUAUUUUGUAGCUGAGUAAAUUCAGCUAUAAACGUGCUGCUGUGUAAACGAAAGAAACUCAAAGGUAUCUCUAUUUCUUCAAAAAGUAAGAAUGCAGCUAUUCUAAUUUAUAUCGUAAAUAGAAGUACAAAGUUCACACUUCACUAAUUGUAAAUAAAUACUUUACAUUAAAACGUAACAUUGGCUGAAUAA
Orussus abietinus is the source of this 1816-nucleotide messenger RNA. RefSeq lists its product as uncharacterized. The record is from RefSeq and is a predicted model, not a curated record. Bases 134 to 1609 code for a protein of 491 amino acids. The transcript is spliced from 5 exons. Gene Ontology annotation, molecular function: sequence-specific DNA binding. NCBI's taxonomy places the organism in Eukaryota, Metazoa, Arthropoda, Insecta, Hymenoptera, Orussidae.